Molecule: messenger RNA, 15188 nt
Organism: Pomacea canaliculata
Lineage: Eukaryota; Metazoa; Mollusca; Gastropoda; Architaenioglossa; Ampullariidae
Product: serine-rich adhesin for platelets-like
Exons: 26
Coding region: 34-7209 (2391 amino acids)
Biological process (GO): DNA damage checkpoint signaling; DNA repair; regulation of transcription regulatory region DNA binding
Cellular component (GO): nucleus
Molecular function (GO): histone H3K79 methyltransferase activity
Source: RefSeq, a predicted model, not a curated record
AGACUGAAAGAGGACAGUCUUGUUGUAUGUUCGAUGUCUGAUGGAUGGAAAGACCCCGAGAAGAAGGUUAUGGAGUUGGAAUUAAAGCUACAUAGUCCAGUGGGAGGUGAAUCGAUCACAUACACAUGGCCUGUGUCGGGAUCGGAUGGAAAAGAGGGGGCAGCAGAAGUAAUCGACACCAUUCGAUGGGCUUGCCAAGAGACUCCAGGCCUCAGUCAGAUCUUGCACAAUCAUAUACUGCGGGAAUUUGACCUCAAAAGCUAUGAGAGUAUUAAGCGUGUAUGUGAUCGGUACAACAAGGCAGUAGAUGGCCUGCGACCGCUACAGCUAUGGAAAGGAACAAAGCAGUCAGAACAGGCAUCUAUGGGCCUUGUGAAGCAUGUAGUCCAGCAAUGCUACAAUUAUGCUGUGAAGGAUCCGGAGCGCCUCAACCACUAUGAGCCCUUCUCUCCAGAGGUAUAUGGUGAGACAUCAUUUGAACUCGUGGAACAAAUUAUCAAAACCAUUGAUAUUGGCAAGGAUGAUUUCUUCAUUGACUUGGGAAGUGGGGUCGGGCAAGUAGUUCUGCAGGUAGCAGCAGCCACUUCUUGUAAAUUUUGCUAUGGCAUUGAAAAAGCUGAAUGGCCGGCUGCCUAUGCAAAGGACAUGGAUGUUGCUUUCAAGAAAUGGAUGUCUUUCUACGGCAAGUUACAUGGAGAGUAUAUGCUGGAAAAAGGUGACUUUCUGGUGGACAAUAUAAGAGAGAGAAUUGAUAGCGCAACUGUGAUAUUUGUCAACAAUUUUGCCUUCGGACCUCAGGUGGAUCAUAAUUUAAAAUUAAUGUUUUCCAACAUGAAAGAAGGUGCUAAAAUCGUUUCCUCCAAGGCUUUUUGUCCACUCAACUUCAGAAUCACUGAUCGCAAUCUCACUGACAUUGGAACCAUCAUGCAUGUUCAGGAGUUGUCACCACUGUGUGGUGCUGUAUCCUGGACAGGCAAACCAUUUGCUUACUAUAUUCAUACCAUUGACAGAACACUGCUGGAGAAAUAUUUUCAGAGGUUGAAAAACCCUAAGGCAGCACAAACUCCAGCUGAACCAAGGAAAGAUAGAAAAGGACGGAUACUAAACUUUCAGAAGAAGAGUAACAGAGGAAAAGAUAAGGAAAAUUCCAAACAAAGGUGGGGUCACACUGGAGAUCACACUUACCAGGCAGCCAAGGCUUUAGACUUUGACUGUACAAGCAAUACCAGCAGCACUGCUUGUGAUGACAGUAACAGUAAUUUUGGUGCAAGUGAAAUGAGCACAGAGCCAGGGAACAACAUCCUGGGACCUACAACAAGGCGUCAGUGGACAGAAUGGGUCAAGCGGCCAAACUCUGGCAGCGAGUCUCAGAAUGAUAAUGAUAGCUCUGCUAACACAGAUGCUGAAAAACAUGUGGUCAAAAUGAGAAGAAGGGUCAGAAAAAGAAACAUCAAGCGCCUAAAGAAUACUGCAAUACAAAAGAGAAAGGAAAGGAAAAGAGCUUCUCCUCAAGCAGGCAGUGGUGAUGGGGAGCACAAAGUGGCAGCCAAAGCAGCGCCUAACAAAAGAACAAAAGCCAGAGCCAAGCCAACGAAGCAAGCACUAUCACUGGACAGCCUUAAUCUUCUGCAUACUCAUACCGUUUUGUCAACAUCUGGUCAAGGAGAAGACAGUGCCAAAUACAAUGAUCGUAGGAUGGCCAUUACAAGUACAGGUCCAUUUAAACCUUCUACACGAAAACAGACCAUCUCCACACUGGAGAUCAUGCCAUCUCUUGACCAGAUGUUGGAUUCUUGGAGACAGCAAUAUAUAGCUUAUAUUGGCUACAUGCAGACUCCCCAGUUCCGCUCCUGCAUACAGUCAGAGCUAGAGAGGGAGCAGAUCCGUAAAAGAGACAUGGAGGGGAAAGUUUCCUUGCUUGAGACGCAGAUCUCUGGGCUGCAGAAGGACAGUGUGGAGCUACUGAAGACUCGUAUAAAUGAGCUUGGGAUGGAAGCCAACACCCCAGCAGAAUUUUUGAACCAGGCGAAAGAUAUGGUGCAGCAACAUCGCACUCUGCAGACUCAGCAGUCAGAUCUUCAGCACCAGAUUCGUUGCCUGCAAUCAGAACAGGUUCAACUGGUGACCGCUCACAAGAUGCUCUCAGAGCAGAAUGGUGUUACCAACCAUUACAAAAAGAAUGGCCAUGUGCAGCCAGCCAUGACCACUAAGUGUCUCCUUCAAGAAGUGCUAAAUUCUUUUAACUCCAAGCAGCGAUUGCUAGAGCAAAUGAGCCACCUAGAGGGAGAGGUGCAGCAACUGGAGAAAAUAAACAACCAUUAUGUCAACCUCACCACUAACAGUGAUUCAAUAUCUGCUUCUCAUGUACAUCAGGCCAUUGCUGGACUAGGUACAGUCUCAAAGAAAGGAGCACAAAAAACUGGAAUGGCCAAGCCCACAAAGCGCAAGUCUGGGGGCUGUCCUGCAUCAGUGGGUGUUAGCCUGGGAGGUUCAGGUGACAAGAGAUUGCAGGAAAAAUUAGAGAUGAAGGAAAAUCUUGACUCCUUUAGCCACAUCAUCCGCAAACUGAAAACUGAAGUAACUGCUGCACUUAUGGGUGAAGGAAUUGAUGGAGCACCAGGAUCUGCAACAAUUGCAAGUUCUGGCUCAGCAGCAACUUUGGUUGAUCCUCUGCUGCUUCAGGGAUCAGUUUCCUCCAUUGGUGCUAAAGAAGAACAGAAAUUUCAGCCUCCAGAUUUAAGUAUCAAGGGUCUGCUUGAAAAAACGAAGACAGUUCCAAAUAGUGCCAUUAAACAGGAAGCUGCAGCUCUGUCUUCCUCACAUAUGUCUAGCCCUGCACCAGCAGGGAAUAGUUCAGUGUACAGUAGGAUCAGCAUAAAGACGGAGAUCAAGGACAUGCUGAAUGGAGUAAAGAAACGUAAAUUGGCGAAUAGUGACAUAGUGAGGCACACCAUGCACCAGACACCAGGAGCUUCAGACGCUUCAUCCAGCACAUGGUGGUACAUCUGUAGCCUCCAGUUCUUCAGAUGUUGCCAAAGGAGUAAGCAUGGGAGCUGUUUCUUCAGACGCAGGCAGUCUGAGUGGGGACAAGAGUACGCAGAAAGCCACCGCGUAGAAAAUAACUAUUCCCCUAUCAGCCGUCCUAGUAGCCAGAGCAGUACAGAGUGUGCUCCUGCUUUUCCAGGUUUGGCUGCUGCUCCUCCUAACGUAGGGGAAAUAAGUGUUGGUCAGAGUUUGCCAGCAUGUUUGACUGAACUUUCACGCCCAUCCCAUUUUACAAGCCCUUCCAUCAAAGAAUCAUCACCUGCACGCUUGGUUGGGCCUGCUUUACCAGUGCCAGGAGUAACAGUCACAGUUGGACUUGGCACCGUGUCAGGUGGCAAUGUGUCAAAACAAGUAAAUCUGGGACCUUUAUCCAUGCAUGACUACAGUGCGAAUCAGACCAUAGGAUCACCAGGAAGCAUCAUUUCAAAACCUUCAAAAAUCACACAAGACGGGACUCUUAGCAGCAGCAACAAACAGGCAGCAUCCCAGCGCAACCAGUCUUGGCAGCAGAACAGUUCAUCGUCGGCAGCUCUUGGCUCUUCUCGCUCCAGAAGUAAACAGCCUGUCAUUUCCACCAAUACAGCCUCACUGACCAGUGUGGAAAACACUCCUACUCUUGUGCUACCAAAAUCCACUCCAGCACCUGUUUCUUCGUGUAGUGUGACAAACAGCUGGAAAUCUCAAACAUACCCAGAAGUCCACAACCACAACUGCAGCACGAAACUUGUGCCUGUAGAACACAAGCAGCAGCAGCAGCAGUCACGCACUGGCCACAAGAUGGUGUCGCUAUCAUCAAAUGGUAUAAAUGCUGUGGUGCAGAUGCUUGGCACAGAACAAGAAAUGACAAAGGUUGUCUCAUCCAUGCUGGGUUCAUCUGUGGCAUCUGCUGGGAUGGCUGUACCUGGAGCAGUCCAGGUUGCAUCCCUAAACACCUCUCUCAGUAGCUUUGCUCAUUUGCAGCAAUCCCAGCAAUCAAACUGCCAGAAAGAUAAUGACAUGCGGACACAACCUGACUCAAAGAAUCCAGAAAGUACCAUACAUAAUGAUUUUGAUGCACUUGUGGCUUUUGCUUCAUCUGAGUUUGACCGCAGCAGCCGAGAUCUUAAAAGAAAAAACACAGGGAAAUUUCUACCUGCUACAUGCAGCAGGGCAAAAGAAUAUGGAAGUAGAAAUAUGAAAGAUACAAACUCGGUGUCUACAAAUUCUGAUUACCCAAGCAGAGCAAAGCUGAGCAAGCAAGACUCUCAAAAAGAAGAAAUUGGACUUCCCUCUAGAGGUUCCCACAAAAGCAGAUGUGAUUAUCCUUCAAGAAGGGAUAGUUACUUGAAUAAGCAAUUUUCUUCAAAGAAUCAUACCACUGUUUUUGCAGAGUCUCCAAGCAGUAUAAAGAGACCUUCAGAUAAUGCACACUCUAUAUCCACUGGAUCACCAGCUCGGAAAAAACUUUCCCCAGCUCUUACAGCUCGCACUGUGUUGGCACAAGCAUCCAACUUAGAAGGCAGCCAUUUUAAAGUUCACUCUUCAGUCAGAAGCAUACUUUGUACCAAAGCAAGAUCAAGCUCAUCUACUCCAGUAUCAAAAAUAAGCUCAGGAAGUCUUACAAGAAAGUCCUCUUCAAGCGAAAAUCUGGCUCUUUCCUCCUUUCAGACAGACAAAAAGAUGGAUGAAAAGUGUACUUUGGCAUACAAAGUAGGUGGAGCAAAAAGUAGGGAUAUUGGUGGGAGAGGGGCAGGGCAAAGAGAGCUGUCAAAGGGAGAACAGAACCUCUCACCAACUCCAGAAAAUGUAUCUGUUUUAAUACAUUCCAGUUCAAAAGGAAAGAACAGUACAAAGGAGGAAGAAAGGAAGGCAGACAGACUUAUGCACCACGACAAAGGAAGAGAGCAACACAAAGGCAGCAGUAAUAGCAGCCGCACAGCAGUUCAUCCAGAAGGAAAACCACCACAAAGUAUAUUAUCAAUCUUGCAAGGGAAGACCAUUCAGGAUUUAAUACAUGAUAAAAGAGAGACUACAGUGUCACCUCCUAAGUUGCAAGCUACCUCCACACUUUCCUUAGAACUCCAUACCACUCCAAAUUAUUCUAAACAGCCCUCUCAGAAAGCAGGAGUUAAAAUUUCUUCUGAUGGGAAAUCAUCACCACUACCUUCAGCUGUCAAAAGAGGAUCUUUGGAGCAGUCACCAAAAUCUUUUACAGAGGUUUCACCCUUUAGGAAGGUGUCACCAGCAUCAUCCAGUAAGGUAUCACCAGCACCCUCACCAUUGCUACCACCAUCUUCUAGUGAAGUAUAUAAAAAGAUCUCCCCAGCACAUUCACCUUCAGGUAGAUCACCAAAAUAUGACACUCAUAAGAAUGUGAGUAGAAAAUCUCAAGAUAAAUCAUCUCCCUUUCAAGGAAAGACAACUUCAGAGUCACCAGAUGUCUGUGAAUCAUCAUAUCCAAGAAAAAUGCAGACCAGCAUUAAGUGCUGCUCAAACCAGAAGCUAUCAACUAUUGACAGAUAUGUUCUUUCCCAUGAAAGUUCUUUACUUUCUGGGGUCACGAAACAACCAGUGGAUGCUUUGCUGAAAUUUUCUAAUGCUCGCAAACAACCAUUUGAGAGUGGCACAGAGGAUUUUAAUUUACAGCUUGCUGAAGGUAAAUCUUAUGACAAGGCCCUUCAUGUAUCAUCUGUUGGCCCAGAAUCGGAAUGUGGCUUACUGUUUCCUGUAAAGACUGUGCCUGUGAAGAGGGGUCCACUUACACCUCCAGGCUCCCCUACAAGAGUAACCAUGGAAGUCAGCAAGAUAAAACGUGGUGGGUCGCGAUCCCCAUCCAGCACCGGCAGUAGCACAUCAUGCAGCUCUAGUAGAAGUAGCAGCAGCAGUAGUAGUAGCAGAAGCGCUAGUACCACAAAAUGCUUGCAGAGUAAUGAAAACAAGGCGCCUUUGCAGAGGCGUACAAGUUACAGUAGCAUCUCCUCCACUACUAGCAGUGAUGAUGAUGAGAUCAAGGAAUACAAUAAAGAUGUUGGUGCCAAGAGUAAACAUCCAGUCAAUGAAUUAUCGGGAACUGUAUGUCAUUUGUCAUAUAAUUCCACCUCACCACUGUUUGGACCCCCAAAAGAGCCAGAGAAAACUUAUCAGCAUGAAAAACAGCAUAGGGUGUCAUCUGCUUCUUCAACCGCCUCUUCCAGCUCAACGAAUACUAGUAGAAGCAGUAGCAGGCUAGCAGACACAGGAGAUGGGACUGUUUGCAAUGAUGGCUCUGAUUUUGUGUCUGUCUGGCCUGACUCAAAGCUCCCUAGUUCAAAGAUCCAGGACUUCAAAUUUGUUAACAUAAGUACCUUCAGUGGGGGUGGGGUAACAGUAUGCCCAGGUUUACCUGGAGGUGCACCGAUUUUGUCUCACACCAGGGAACAUUUCAAUCCCAUUAAUGAAACUGAUCACAAGCAUUUUGGGGGAGGUUUCAAAUUUGGUGACAGACUGACUGAUCAAGGCCAUGUGUCUCUCUCAUACAACAAAAUUGCGAGGCAGAUGACACAUAUCACCAGCAAGAGAGCUUCAGGUAACUGCACUAGCAGUAUGCCUGACCUAACCAAGCCACCACCUCCACUGACCACUAAACCAGCUUAUGUGACUGCUUCACAAGCAGUUCCCAGACCUGGUUAUGUUUCAGCAAGACCUCCAUCAACUAUUACCACUCUUUCUCCAGGCUAUACCUCACGCAGUCCUAACACUCCAGCAACUCCUCCAACUGGUCGAAGUAACUCUUCAUAUAACUCCAGUGCUGGAAAAUUAAUAGUCGGAAAAGGUCUUGGUAGCAAGCGCUCUUCUCUUAAUGUGUUGCCAAGUUCCACUUUUGCCAGUAGCAUGCAUCAUUCAGGAGGAAGCACUGGCAGUAGCUUUACCAACCGACAACACCAAAGAUCUGGUUCAGGAAUUCCUCACUCUUAUGUUCACCAGCAGGGUGAGUUUCUUGCUAACCGAAGUGGAACAGCAACACGACAUAGCUAUAGUGCCCUGCAUCCCUCACCAAAGAAUUCUGUAGGUUGUAGCAGAACACCUUUGGGUGGACGUCCCCAUAGUGGGCCAACAGGACCUCAGAGUCUUUUUUCAACUGGAAACGGCCAGGCCAGAGGAUGGCAGCCCUACCCUUUGAACAAUGCUGGGAUUACACGCCAUUAGGAGGUGCGUUGGAUUGUUGUUCUUCCAAAUCAAGGCAAGUCAACUUUUCAGUCAUCAGGGUGUCACAAGCAGCAGUAGUUGACCACCUGCUACAGAAGUUAUUGCCUUAAGCCCUCACUGAGCCUCUGCAGUCAUUGGUGACAUAAUGAACAGAUGGCGAUGUUUGUCUGUUCAUGCAUGCAUUAUGCAUGUGAAUGUUUGUGUGUGUGUGUGAUGCUGAGAUGUGACAUACUCAUGUAGUGAAAAGAUGCAGACUAGUAAUGUGCAAUACUAAGCCGUAGUUCAGUGACUUGUCAUGGAUAUAAUAUGUGAAGGGUGGUUUCUAGCUCAUGUCUCUUUGUAUUCUUAAGUGCAGACUAUUUCAUAACUUUCUGAGAAAGCAUGUGAAUGUUAAAGUUUUAGAGUAUUUAAUGCUGUUGAUACGAUUUGUAUCCUGGUUAUGCUAUUACUCUCUUGACACAUUUGCAUUGGUUUCUUCUCAUUUUAUAUGUUGAGCUUUUUUUUAACAUUGUUUUGCGAAAAAUAAUUUUCAGGUUCUUUGUACUAUAGAAUCUUUUACAUAGUAACAUUUAAUUUUAGUUUUUGUUCUAUUCUAUAUCUUAUUUGGGUAUUAGGAAAAACAGCUUAAACAAUGCUUGAAUAUGUUAAGGUAGUCCUGUCUGUUUGAAGACAUCCUUUUAACAAUACUAGCUUAAUAAUAUAUAGAAAUAAUAUGUACACAUAGAAUAAGUAGUAUAUACAUAUAUCACAACAUAUAUGGAGACUGGAAGAAAGAUGUUCUGCAUUAAUGAGAAUAUUUUGAGGGGGGUGGGAGUGAGAGAUAAAAGUGCUGAAAACUUUCAGAAUGUAUGAUAUAUUUCUUGCAAUAAGAAAUUCUGUGACUGCAAUAAGGAUUUAGUAGGACAGCUUAAUAUUGAAAUGCUUAUCUCUCUGCUGGCUUUUGUCCAUUUUUUUGUUAAGUUUAUUUUUAUUUAAUAUUUCUUUUAGCACAAUUACAGCAGCUGUAAUUAAACAAAUUUUAUGUUGGGAACUAUUUUGUGGAAUCCUUUCUCAGUAUUGCUCCUAUGGCACAUGCACACUUAACAAAGGUUGUUAUAGGCUGCAAAACUAUCAACAACUACUUUCCAAUGAAUGUUUGAGACCAUGUCUAUGUCAUUGCAUUGAAGCAUUUGACAUCACAGUUUGACAGAAAAAUUUUUGCUAAUUAGCCUGUUCAGCUGGAAAGAAAGAGUAAGAAAAAUUCCAUUAUAUGUUUGUUGGCUGGGCAUGGUCAACAAAACAAAGAUCUGCAAAAUGAUGACCCUAAUGGAGAACCAUUUAUCACUGCUUUGGCAGUUAAGCUUGGAUCAGCCUAUACAUAAAUGUUAUAUCCAUCAAAUGUGUGCAAGUGAAAAGUAUCUCAUUACUCAGUUCUUUUCUGUUACACCAACAAUGUAUUCCAGCAAGCACUUUGAAUUGGUUCCUACAUUUUCAUGGAACUAAUAUGGCAAUGAUGAGGUGUUUAAUGGUGUCAAUAAUAUUCAUGGCAUCAGCUUAACAACACAGAAUUAUAUUUUCUGAGGAGUUUUGUAAUCAUUUUCAUUCUGACUUGCCAUCAGUUUGUUUCAUCUGUCAGGCUCGUGUCAUCUACAUCAACAAAAUGCAAUUUCUGUGAAAUGUAAAUAGUUUCUUCCCUCUCUGAACAUUUUUUGUAUUCCCCUUAUGAAUGUCACAUUUAUCAUAAUUAUAAAAUAAUCCAAAAAAGAAAGUCAUCAGUGGUCUUUAAUAUAUGUUAAAUUAUUUGUAACUCCAUCAUUAUUUUGGCCAGUAAAAUAUAAUCAUCCUGUUACAUAAAAAGGGCAGAAUUCAAAAGCUAGAUAUUUACCCUUCAUGUUCAUGACAGAAAAUGGCAUGUUUAAACUGCUGGUAAUUGCUCAAGGCAGUUGAAAUGUAUUUGUCAUUUUCAGUGAAUGACUUUGUAAUUGUAUGCUUUUAUGCUUAUAACACAAGAAAAGUCAGUUACUUUUAGUGAAUAAACGAAAAAGUCAUCAGGCAGAACAUCUGAAGGUGUUGCAACGAUAAAGAAAAAAAAUAUGGUGAGAGUAAAUAUGAUUCCUUUCCAACUCAUAUUUUAGAGAAUCGAGGAUGGCGUAGUUACAUCAUCUGACUAAAGCGGACAGCAGCAAGACUGUUGAUCUCAAAAAUUCAAAGAUUAUCUUGAUUUAUUACUGUUGAACUAUAUUGUUCUGAAAAGAGAGAUUGUGUAUGUGGGAGAGAAGAGGAUGGGUGCAGAGUGCGUGCACUUACAUUUAUCCAUUGUGUAUCUGUGUGAAAGAGUGAUGUUGAUGUGACAGGCUGGUUAAUAUCCUUAACAUGAGGUAGGAUGAGUAUCCAGUAACUGUUCGUGUAUUAUCUCUAUAGUUUGUUUGACUUCUUGAAAAGCUUUGCUGUAACAUAAGCUGCAGUAUGUGAUUAUUUUCUAUCUGAAUAAAACAUAUGCAUUCUUUUUUCUGUUCUCUUCAUACAUUUUUAUCCUUUAAAAUUGUGCCCAUUUACAUAUUCCACUAAUGUUGUGGAAGUAAUGGUAUAGAUGAAGAAAGAGAGUUCAAGGUUUGUUGAUGUUGCAAAUAUUACUUUUAUUAAAGUAUUUCUUGCAACAUUAUUAUCCAUUGUAAAUAUCAACCCUUUUCUUUAAUCCGUUUUUAUAAGGUAUUUUUUGUGUUGCUGUUAAAUUCCUUUAUUUGCAGAAGACAGUAUAGGACUAACUUAUUUGCAAGAUGUAUUGUAGUGUCAGUCUUGAAAUUUAACAUUUUAAUUUUUCUUUAAAUGAAAAUGAUUUGUGUCUUUUUUGUGCCCAUUUUGACAUCUUUGUUUUCUGCAUUUGCCAGUGUCAUAAAAGAAUGAGCACCAAUUUUCCCCUGAUCUUUCUUUGCGAACACUUGAGAAAAAAAAUAAGCAUUGUUGCAUCAGUUCUGUAUGGAUUAAAUUGACUUUAAAGUAUUUAGUACUGAGCUUGCUUUCAUUACUUUCUUUUAUAUCCACUUACCCAUUACACACUGAAAUGCAAUUUACUUUUUAAACUUGAUAAUAUAACAUCUAACUCACAGACACUUGCUAAUGCUAAGCACUUACCAUAAUUUUUUAUUUAUUGUAAGACAUAAAACAAUUUAAUUCCCACUUGAACACAGAACAUGCAAAAUGGCAUUGUAUACAUAUCGUCAGUGACAAAUGCAUGUUACAUGAAUGAACCAUGCACGUCCCAAAGAAAUGUAAAUUGAACAUAAAUUAUGCAAUCUUUUAAAAAUAAUAAUGUGCAAACAUCUGCAGGUGUUUUUCUCAAACCAUGAAGCUUCAUGUUUGCGAUGCUUUUGAGAACUGUAUGAGACAAGUAGAUGAAUACAAGCGUAGCAGAUUUUUUAUCAUGAUGUGAUAACAGAAGAAAUAAGAAAUAAAAUGCUGCACCAAGAGUUGACAUUUAUACUUGAACAAUAUGUUUAUUAUUUAAACAUAUCCUAUCAAUAUUGAACUUAUUGGUUCAUUAUGUCAGCUUUGCUAUGUUCUUUCUUCCAUUUUGUAAUUUUUACAUUAUUCUGCACAUUUUACCAGCAUUGAACCACCUGGUUUAUUUAUUCAGUAAGUUUAAGCUCUUAGAAAGUGUGCUUUUUUAUCGCCUCUGAUGGUUGAAGUUCAAGUCCAAGUACAGCCAAACGUCUAAUGCGCCUUGUACUAAACUUAUUUUCUAAUAUAAUAUUCCUUUUUAAUUAUUUUGUUUUCCUUGUAUGAACAAAUUUAAGUAUGGCCUUUACCAGUUACUUUCUUUUGUUAGCUAUUAUAGUUAGUGUAUUUAUUAAACAGAUGGGAAUAAAGAAGUGGCCUGUGCUUACAUGGAGCAUGCCUUUAUUAUAAUCCUCCUGCAUGCACCAUUACUUGCAUUUCACCAGUACUACCAUACAUGGUGACUGUUUGAUCCUGAAGUAAGCUUUAAUUUACUGUAAGUCUCUAGAUCAGAGGUGAUCUCUAGAAUGUUUGAAAAUGGAAAAGUAAUCAAGAUGUAAGGAAGGCUAUGUAUAGUGCCUUGCUUUUCUUUUUUUUUCUUUCUUUUUCUUUUUUUUCUCAUCUCACAUCUUAACAGCCAAACAAUGACAGUUAGUCUACAAUGACUGACAUAUAGAUGGAAAAUCUGUCAUAAGUGAAACUGAAUGUGGCAUUUGCAAAAGAUGUUUGUUCAUUCUUUUCUUCCUUGUUUUUAAUUAUCUGCUUAAAUGAUCAUUGAUCCAAGAAGCUGGUUGUUAUGUGUGCUUCCUUGUGAUUGUACUUACAGUUGACUGUUUGUAAGUUUGUACAGACCAUUUUUUAAAACUAUAUGAAACUAAUAUUCUGUGCACAAGACUGGUAUGUCGUGUUUUAGACAGAUGUAAAUAUUACACUGUACAAAUGAGGAUGGAGGGUUUUUUUUUUUUUUUGGUUAUAAAGAAAUGUAAAUGAAGGGUUAGUGGGGUAAAGGUUUAAGAGUCCCAUCCCAUAUAAUUUGGGGGAAAAAAAAAUUAUGGACACAAGUAAGCCUCAGCCAAAUAACUUGCUAAACCUACUUUGAUAGAACCUGAUUCGUAGGUUGGCAGUAAGGCAUUUUACUUUUAUUUGGUUGGGAAAAGAUGAACAACUCAUUAGGGUUUAAGAAUACUUUUCUAUCUAUGAAAGUUCUGACACGAUAGAACAGCCCUCUUUAUCCAAAUCUCAACUUAUGCCUCAUAAUCCCUAUUAAGCAGUUCAGAAAAAUAUGUUUACUUAAGGCUUAUUGUUGAGGUUACAUAAAGAAAGUAUCACAGAACUGUGUACCUAGAUUAUUAUUUAAAAUAAUUGUUUUGUGUAAAGUAUUUGCUGGCUAAAUAGUGUGCACUAAACAUUGAUAUUAAAGCACUAAAUAGUAAUAACCUCUUUUUUUUUGACAAAGCAGAAACAUUACGUUCUGGAAUGGCAGAUUUCGUUCAGAAAAAGAUGAAAUGUUAAGAAAUUCUUUAUAGUAUGUUAUAGUUAUAUUAAACUUUGAAAAGACUUUUGGAUCCCAAUUGCAGUUUCAAAAAUGGUAAUACAUGUAUAUAUAACUGUUGAUGUGAUGUGGUCACUGUAGUUACAAAGGUUUGUUCUUGUUCGAGUUUUAAAAUAGGCAUCUUUACUUCAGAAGCUCCAAGUAGGUGUCUAUUUAUCAUGUAAGUAGUAUGUUGACUUUGUCUGUUACACCUCUAGAGGCCAUGUGGGACUAGUUAUGUCUCUGAACUGCAGAUAUGUUUAAUGAAAUUGUCUGUGCUAUUUUCCUGAGAACUGUUAUGCACAUUUUUAAUUUAUUUUUUGAGGCUGCAAUCAGUUAUUUAUAAACCAAAAUGAAUGAAAGAUUUGGUUGGGACUGCAGUUAUAAUAAGACCAUCACUGUCCCCUCAUGUCAUGUUAUUAUCUGUUGGAUCAUUUGGUGUGUAAAUAUCUCUGCAAAGGAGCAUAUGGUUGAAUUCCUGGACCCGUCAGUUGCUGAUUCGGUGUAGCAUAUGGUGCAUAGCUAUCUUUCCCUUGGUGUGUGGACAGACUAGUGUGUUGUAAAUCAUGCAGACAACGUUGCUUCUUUACUCUCUUCCUCCACAUUUUUUAGUAAGGGAGAGAAAUGUAGUGAGUUGAGCAUAGGAAAAUACCUUUCACUAAGGUGCCAUAAAAUCAAGGUCAGUGGCAUCUGUUUAUACAUUUAGUGCUGUAUUAAUGAGUAGAGUGUUUCAUUGGUUGAAGUAUUUCAACCAGAAUGUGUACCCUCGGGCAUAAAGAGCGUUUCCAACCAAAGCAGUGUUUAUCUUUGCAAGCUAAUUGUCAUUUUAGACUUUGUUGGUGCAUAGUGCAUUGCGGUCAAUCUAUAGAGGCAAGAGAUUGUUGUUGUUGAUACUUUAACUACCCAGCUAAUUUAUUUGUACUGUCAGCUUCUGCAGAGUAAUGUGAAUAGUCACUUUGGUCUGUUGCCUACAGUACACUGUGAAGAUCUGCACUGUGAAUGUGGCUAUCAAUUGCUGUUAUGAAUAACAGUUGUAUGAGCUUCACCUUACCAUCGCUGUGCUUCAUUUUUUUUCUAAUUAUCAUCAUUGUGCUUGAUAUUUAAAUUUUGUAAAGGUGGCAGCAUUUGGGUGAUUACAUUAUUAUGUAUCAUUACUUGUCAACACUCUCUGUAAGUUUCUUUCAGAGCCAGAAAUCUUAGCAGGUCAGGCUAAAGAAGGGUAGCUAUGGGAUCAUCAAAUCAUCCAAGGGGACAUAUAUGCAUGUGGAGUGUGUGAGAGCUUAGAGAACUGCACAGAAAGGGCAAGCAAAUUAUUAGUCUCAUACUGUUUUCUUUCUAGAGAGUCUCUUCCCUCCUCCUCCAGCUACAUGCUUUAUCUAUCAGAAUAUAGUGGCAUGCAACUUGUCUUUUUUUUUUUUUUUUUUUAAAUCACAGUUCCACUUUUUCUAAGCCUUGGAACUCUGCUGUAAGCCAUCCUGGGGAUAGGGAAAGUAUUUCUGCUCUGAACUGUUAUCUUACAGAUAGAAUGAUACAUACAAGUUUCAUAAGCUCAGAUGAUAGAACUUCUCAGGUAAAUAAAUUAUUGGGAGGUGAAAAUACCAGUAUGAUUGACCUUGCCUUGCUUCAACCAUCUCAAGGAACACCUCCAUCUGCAUCACCGGGCAAGCCUCAGUCACAGGUGGUGUUCAUGCAUAUUCAUUGCCAGUAAGCAAGCAGCAUAAACAAGUUAUUAUCUCAGGCAUGAACUGUUGAAUAUUCAUCUGGCUGAUAUUGACAUUUGUUAUAAAAUGCCAUAUAUCAAGACCUAUGCUGACAAUGUGACCUUGCUUUCAGCAUAAGACCAUACCACUUAUUUUGUGUGCAAGAACAGUGGCAUGAUGAACUGCUUCACAAUGAGUGCAAGAUUGUGUCUCCCAAGAAAAUGAAUCGAUGUGGUGUAAAGUAGCUGCCAUUGGAUCAAGGUGCAGCAGUUUUCACCGAGUAUAUGGAGUUUGCCAUCAUUUUUGCCUGACUUUUUUGUAUGUCGUUUUGAUACGAUAUGACCAAACGCAUUUCCACUGCCAAGCUGACUCCAGUGUUACACUAUGUAUUUUGUAUUAAUACUUUCCAUGUUUACCAAAGCAAUUUGCUUGCUUUUUCCAUCCAAACAUCAUAUGGUAUAGAAUGUCAGAGAUGUGUCAUGCUUUCUCUGGUAGAGAGAUUUUUAUUAAUUCUCUAGGAUUUUUAUGAUGGAAAUUCAUCAUUUUCAUUUGCUCUUGCAAAUUACAUGGUCAUCCUUAUAUUAGUUUUCAUCACAUUAACAGUAAGCAGAAAGAUCUUAGAAGGAAAUUUUUACCACCUGUGGCCAGUAUUUUUUACAUGCUUACGAACUUACAGUGUUCAAAGGGUUUCUGUACUUCGCUUGUGCUACAGGAAUACAAGUUAAGUGGUUUUGUGAAGGGAAUUAAUUUCUAUCUUCCAUUGAAACCUGGACAUUUGGUGUCCAUUCCCCACAGCAUUUCAGUUAUUAAACUACAGACAUUUAAGAGUGUGUGUGCUAAGGCCUUCAGGUUAAGUAUGAAAAGAAGAGGUGUGUAAUAGUGGUCAUGGAUUUCUAAUCAAGUGAUCAACAAAGAAUUUAAAACAAAAUCAAGCAUACACAAAAGCUGGGUGCCUCAAAAGCAUGUAGAUGCUUGUGUAGGAAUGGCCUUAUAUAAAAUUCAAGGUGAAAUUUUAGGGAUGAAAGGUGUAGAGAGGAAGUGAUAUUGAUGUUAGCGUUACAAGAAACGGGAUGCCCAUGUAAUUUGUAACUAUUAGGGUGGGAUUGAAAUGUUUGGUUUCCUUUUUUCUCUCAUUGUUCCAUUCCAAUGCACCAUCAUUUACACCUCAGUGUUGUCAUUUGUGUGAAUAUUUCAGAACUAUUUAUUACUCUUGUACACUUGACUUGCUGUCAUAUAACAAACAGUAGGCUACAAUAAAUGUGUUGUUCACCUGA